Messenger RNA from Nannizzia gypsea CBS 118893, 1293 nucleotides. RefSeq names its product geranylgeranyl transferase type-1 subunit beta. The transcript is spliced from 5 exons. Bases 1 to 1293 code for a protein of 430 amino acids. The record is from RefSeq and is a predicted model, not a curated record. NCBI's taxonomy places the organism in Eukaryota, Fungi, Ascomycota, Eurotiomycetes, Onygenales, Arthrodermataceae. Gene Ontology annotation, biological process: protein geranylgeranylation. Gene Ontology annotation, cellular component: CAAX-protein geranylgeranyltransferase complex. Gene Ontology annotation, molecular function: CAAX-protein geranylgeranyltransferase activity.
AUGGCGCUGCGAAAAGACCGCCAGCUCAAGUACUUUCUGCGCUGUCUCAAGACGCUGCUCCCGCACCCCUAUACCUCCAAUGACUCCAGCCGGAUGACGCUGGCGUACUUUACGCUGGCCGGGCUUGACCUGCUGGGUGCGCUGGGCGGCGAGAAGCCAGUGAUAUCAGCGGCGGAGAGGACGGGCUAUGUCAAUUGGCUGUACCACUGCCAGGUGCCGACGGGAGGGUUCCGCGGCUUCACAGGUGCCAACUUUGGAGAUGAGAAGAGGACGCCUGAGAACGAGUGUUGGGACCCGGCGAAUGUGCCUGCAACGUUCUUUGCGCUGGUGGCGCUGCUGAUACUGGAGGACGACCUGGCGCGGGUCAGGCGGAGCGAGUGUCUGGCCUGGCUGAGCAGCAUGCAGCGUGAAGACGGCUCGUUUGGACAGACUCUGGGACCGGGGGGAAGCAUUGAUGGAGCGAGAGACCUGAGGUUCUGCUGCUGUGCGGCGGGUAUCAGGUAUAUCUUGCGCGGUGAGAACGAUACUGAUAUAGGGAGUGAUAUUGACGCCGAAAAGUUGAUAGAUUAUGUGCAGGCCUGCCAGACGUAUGACGGUGGAUUUGCAGAGUCUCCUUUUAACGAGUCCAACGCUGGAUUGACGUACUGUGCACUUGGUACACUGUCCUUUCUUGCAUGUCUGCAGCCGGAGAGGAAUUUCACGUCCUUGGUUGUCACUGUGCGUGGAUCUGAAGAGUAUGAGCGUCUGAUAUCAUGGCUGGUCUACCGACAGACUACGUUUAUCGAGCAGGAAGAAGCCGAAGAUAAAGAAGACGGCGAAGGUGAGACUGAAGGUAACGGCAAGCCAGUGAUGGAUACACAAGAUCAGAACAAGGCUGGCAUAUCCCUUGACGACGCCAUAGCCUCGCUGCCAGGCCUGGAAGUGGUGUCACCAUCAACGAGCCUCUGCGCCGGAUUCAACGGCAGACCCAACAAGAUAGCUGACACCUGCUACUGCUUCUGGGUCACUGGUUCUCUCGCCAUGCUUGACCAGCUCGGUCUGGUCGACUCGCAGGCCAACCGCCGCUACCUGCUCGAGAAGACCCAGCAUAUGAUCGGGGGGUUUGGCAAGACCGCUGGAGAGCUGCCAGAUCUGCUCCAUUCAUAUCUCGGCCUUGCGUCUCUGGGACUCUUUGGCGAGAGAGACGCAGCAUCAGUAGCAAAAGGAGAAGAACUUGACGCCGUCGACCCGAUGCUGUGUGCCAGUCGACGUGUACGAAGACACCUGGGCUCGCUCCCGUGGAAGCAGACGUGA